Zeugodacus cucurbitae (melon fly) is the source of this 4897-nucleotide messenger RNA. RefSeq lists its product as uncharacterized. The record is from RefSeq and is a predicted model, not a curated record. NCBI's taxonomy places the organism in Eukaryota, Metazoa, Arthropoda, Insecta, Diptera, Tephritidae. Gene Ontology annotation, cellular component: nucleus. The transcript is spliced from 2 exons. Gene Ontology annotation, molecular function: mRNA binding. The coding region runs from base 1182 to 4184 and encodes 1000 amino acids.
GGUUGCGUAGCAGCGCCGACAUUCGAAAGCAGAGGGUAUUUAACCGACCCCAAAUCAAUUUGCAAUUUCAGUCUAAAAUCGCGUUGCAGCGUUGCAUGAACUUGCCGAACAAAACGGAAUAAUUAGUCUGCGCUUACGUACGACAAACGAACAAGUCUAAAAAAUUUGAACUUGAAUUUUCAAACAAGCAAAAAACAAAAAACGAUUCUCGCAACACACAUUAGUGCAUGUUCUUUAGAAUGUCCGUAAUUGUACAACGUUCUGCGGAAAUCUAGUGUUUGUGUGUGUGUGUGCGUAAUUUCGCAUAGCCCGUGUUGCCCGUGUAAAUUGUGCUGUGGUUAAAAUACCGUAAUACCGUCACUCAAAUUGUAACACGCGACUCGCAUUUUGAAGACGAACCAGCCUAACAAGUCGAUCGCAAUCAGAAACAAUAAAUAACAAAUAAAAAAGUAAAUAAACGAAACUGAAAACUACUUAUCGGCGCUGCUGAGCCAUAUAAUUGAGUGAAGUGUAUUGCACUUGGUACUCGUACCGUAAUCGCGAAUCGAUUAUCUAAUAACAGCAAGUGGGUGCACGCUAAUGUGUGACCUAGAAAAAAGACGGUCGUGUUGAGAGCACUGGGGCAAAGUGGGUGAUACGUAGACGGCUCAAAGAGAAAUGAGCAAACAACUUUUCAGUCCAGACACGUUCGUUUAGCCAAGAAGUAGAGGCGGCGUUUAUAUCACGCGUUACCAAUCUCACACACACUUAAAUUAACCUAAAAAACCGAGCCCUGUUUCAAUUGACUAGCUGUUGCAGCUAUACGACAUCCUUGGGCUAUUAUAAAAGAAAAAAAAGAUGAAUUGAGAUAUUUCUGGAAAGAAGAAAGGGAAAUAAGUACCAAUGAACGAAAAAGUAAAAGUGUUGUGAGCUGUUGGAACACAAGAGCUUUCAGCAGAUAAACCGUUGACAACAAACAAUAACGCUUUGGUGGAGUGCAGGUCUUUACGCACAGUUACAGAAAAACAGUGUGCAACCAGUCGGAAGCAAAUAACCAGCCAGCCACCAGUAGUGUUUCCUAAUAGAUAUUAAUAUUAAAGAUCAAAAGCAGUAACAUCGAAGGAAUACAAAUUUCCUACACAAAACAUUAGAUUUCUACUUAAAUAAAUUAGUUAAUCCGGUGAUAUCGACAAGCAAGUGAGAUGAGUGAAAUUCAAGACAAGCAAGUGCAAGGACACAAUAUAGAACAUUCUGUCGUGCCUGCUGUGAGCUCCGAAACGUCUACAGACUUCAGGCAGGAAAUAGGUCGCGCAAGUCAGGUUAAUGCCACUCAAGCUAGUGGUGGCCAUACAUUUGUGGUAACAACAGUUGUAACUGAAACGGUUACCAAAAUAGGGAGUCAAGCAUCUUCAACCAUACCAAAAGCAGUCAUCUUCGAUAAUGCAGAACCAUGUAUUUCGACGAACUCCCAAUUAUUACAACAAUCAGAUUUGUCUAAAGCAGUUGUGCCCAUUUCAUCGUCAUUGCCAUCAAAACUGCUAAGGUUUCAUGCUAAACGCUCAGCUGAAGCCUUGCUGCAACGACUAGGACCAUCACAGUCGUUGGACUCGCAAUUCGGUAGCGAUGAAGGUGCUGUUGGGGGCAGUGAAUAUGAGACGAAUCACAGCCCAGAUGUCUUUGAUAUGCCUAUCCCACUGACUGCCGCACAUGCGCCACUGCCGCUUAGGAGCUCAUCGGUCGAGUGCUAUGAGGAUAAGUUAAUUGAUGUGGGUAUGGGUUCCUCCAUAGAGGAUUCUGAAGAGUCAGAGGAGGACGACGAAUUAAAGCCUCUCGCUGUCGAUAAUCAUGUAUUGCAUGAUGUCAUUUUAAACCCAUCGCCUGUAGAAUGCGAUAAUUCACAAGAUUCACAAGCCGGUCCUAGUUUGAGUACACCUGCCCAGGCAGUUCUUAGCGAAGCCAAUUUGGAAAAGUUUCACAAACAUAAUACCUCACAUCAAUGUCAUCAGAACGAUUAUUACCGACAAAUGGAUAACAUAUACUUACAUCCGAAUUUUAAACUGGAGCCUGAUACCAUAAACCAGGAUAUUCCAGAAGCAUCGCCUCCCCCUGCUAUAGCUCCAGCUAAUUCACCAACCGAACCAAAGCGAGUACAUCGCUCUUUUUUGACAAUGAAGAAGCCUUCUAUAUCGGAAUCUACAGAAACUGAGGAGCAUAUGAUAAAAACUGUAGAUCACAACUCAACGUCAACGCCCACAGAAAAAAGUCUAACAUCUGAAAUAAAAACGGAUCAUCCACUUACAAAUGAAAUUGAUACAUUGGAUCCUUCAAUGAUACCAAGUGAUGAAUUAGCUACUGAAAUUUCUGAAGCUGUAGAAUUUUACUUCUCAAAUGAUAGUAUACUUAAAGACGCGUUCCUGCUUAAGCAUGUGCGCCGUAACAAAGAGGGUUUCGUCAGUCUCAAAUUGGUUUCCAGUUUUAAACGUGUCCGCCAGUUAACUAAAGAGUGGAAAGUUGUUGGAGACGCUUUGCGGCGCAAGUCUCAUAAGAUCGAACUGAACGACCUGGGCACAAAGGUGCGGCGCAUUGAGCCUUUACCUAAUUUCGAUGAAACAAUGCCAUCACGCACCGUUGUAGCUUGUGAUUUACCACUCGAUAAGCUAACCAUAGAAAAAGUUUCGGAAAUAUUCUCGAAAUGUGGUGAAAUCGCAUUGAUACGCAUUCUAAAGCCCGGUAUGGCGAUCCCCGUGGAUGUUAGACAGUUCAUGAAUAAAUAUCCAGAGGUGCAACAGAAAGAAUGUGCACUUGUUGAGUAUUUGGAGUCUUCCUCAGCGCGUGAAGCCAAAAAUUUGCAAGGACCGUUCCAAGUGUUCGAAAUGGUGGCUCCGAAGAAAAAGACGGGUAAAAAAGCAAUCAUUCAGGUGGCCACACCGGUUGCUCGAAUGGUCGAAAAUUAUCGCUACUAUAAUGACGCCACCUACGAACGUACACGCGGAGGCAGUUUCAGCGGCAUUGUGCCCCAUGAUGUGACAGAUUUGCGUUACAAACUUAAACGCUUCAAUUCAGAUAUCCACCCCAAACCACUGCCAGAUCUUCACCACAACACACAACCACAAUUACAUCUUGUGCAGAACAACAUGCAUAGCACACAGCAUCGCGGCAGCUUUGGUAAUGAACACUCACAUCAAUUUCAAGCUUUCCAGCCUCGUGUGGCUGCUAAUAGCGAAACGAGCUUACCUGGCGUCAGUGUGUCCAACGGCAACAACAAUACUGGUGCUUAUUUCUACGCGUACUCACCACGGCGCUACAGCAACAACUCAACUAUCUCGGCAGGCUCCGCUACCGUUGUGGAUGCAACGGUAAAUACAUCACCAAUGACCACCAAUAUAACCAACAAAAAUACGGUUAACAACUCAAACAGCAACUUGGUGCGACGCUUGUCUAAUUGUUCAGACAAUUACUCAAGUUUUUCGGAUUCACGUCGUCCAUCGAAUUGUUCGGAGCAUAUGUCACAACGUCGUGACUCCAACUGUUCUGAAAAUUGUCCGUGCUCGAGACGCAUAUCUGACUUUGGUCAAACAGAGGUUUAUCGCAAAAUGUCUCAAAGCUCUACUGGCAGUGGCGGAGAGCGCCGUUUCUCCAACGGUUCUAUGCAGUUCGAACGCACGUUUUCCAAUCCGAACGAGAUGACUAACAGUGGGAAUAAUAAUUUUCCACGACGUAUGUCUAAUGACUAUAACUUUGAACAGCGCAAACAGUCUGUGGACACACAAACAGACCCUACCUAUGAUGAUCCAAAUGUAGGUGGUGGUGGCGGCGGUUACAAUGUUUUUCCCCGUCGCUACUCAAAUAAUUUCAAUGUGGCCAACAAAAUGGCUGCAUAUGAUAAUGCUCAGUAUAUCAAUGGUCGGCGUAUAUCCACCGACUCCGGUUAUGAUCGGCGUUACUCGUUCGGUUCUGAAUAUGAGGGUUCGCCACGCUCAAGAACCGGCAGUUUUUUGAACAAUUACAAGCAUGCUGUUGAUUUUGAUGGUCAACCGCGUUCACGAACUGGUAGUUUUCUUGACAACUCACCACGUUCACGUUCGGGCUCAUUCGCACAAAGGAACGCCGAAAAUUUGGUUCGUACACCAAUAGGACCAGAUGGUAGCAAGGGCUUCGCUGGUCGCUCCAGAAAGUUUGGACAAACAAUCUCACCUGUCAACUGAGUGCCGAAAGAAUAAAACUAAUAUGAUCUUGUAUAAGUAACAUUUUUUAUAUCAGGAAAUGCAUCGACUCUUAUUUACGGCAUGUCGACUCUCCAAUAUCCACUAACAUUAAAAUUUGUAGUCUUUUUCUUUCUGUUGAAUCAUCUGACGUUUUUAUAUUAGUAUGGAAAUAGGGCACUUAUUUACAAGAAACAUGGAAACACAUGCGAGCAUAUAACUACUUAGCUGAUAACUUAAAUAAUACACAUAUCUAUCUACCAACUUUUUUGUUAAUUCUGAAUACUAAUAUAAUGUUAUAUGCAAUAUUGUUAACUAUGUUUAUAAAUAUGUUUGUGAUUUCUCAUGUCGUAAGUGUGGACAAAUCGCCAGCAGAGAAUAAAAAUAUUUUAAUUUUUAGCUUUUUAGCUGAACACAAUUGUAUUGCUAAUACUGUGUUCAAAAUUGUCGGCAAACUAUUAUUGCAGAGUAGAGAAAGAAGAAGAACAACAACAAAAAAUUAUGUUUGCCAGCUUGGCGAUUUGUUUUGAUAAAGUUUUCGUCCAAUUGUGACUUUAGUUUCAUAAGAUUAUACAUAAGAGAGUUUAUAUUAAAAUCAUCUGUAUUCGUACUUUUGUUAAUGAACUACUCGAGUAAUCGUUUUGGGAUUGGUUUUGUAAAAAUCUUUCCUAUUUUUAAUUUAAUAUAAGUACAAAAUAAAAUAUUUUAUAAAUCAA